AGCGGAUCAUACAAACCGUAUCAAGCCACAAAUACGAGGAUGGGUUUUCCUGAAACAAUUCGACAGAUCCAUUCUAGACCAUCUCGCCAGUAGCGGCCAUUGAUCGCUUGGCUAUGACAUGUUUCCUGGUCGCAUUCCUUGCGUAAUGCGCGUCAAUCAGAACUGCAAAGAAUAUAUUCUCGCCCGGACCAUCCGGCGUGCAUUUUUUCAUAAAUACUUGGCACAUUUAGGCCAUAGCAUUCAUCAUUCUCUUUAACAGUACAACCAUGCUAAGCCAACUUGUGGUCAACCAGGAAGUCCCUGAUGACGACGUUGAUUAUGUCUUUGUCAGUCCACCCACUAGUCUCGACAUUAUAUCUCCGGGUUCAAUGACACCCAAACAUGAGUUUGCAGAGCAGAUGAUUAACCAUCUUUCUGGCUCCUGGCAUAACCCUCCAACGCUUGACAGCAGUACCCAGCACUACGAUCCGGUCUUCAGAGUCACCAGCGUCGGCCACUCUGGGGCUCCUGCAAUAGGAGGCAACUACUUCACGUCUUCCUCAUACACUGGGCCAUACAAUGACAUUCUAUAUCCGAGUCACUUUAUGAUGUCUCCGCCUCCGGCUGCGGAGUCUUCCCAAUUUAUAUCUGCACCGCAACCCACCGACCAGCCGUAUUAUAAUUUAAUUCCACUGCAGCACCAUCCCUCACCUCCACUCCCUCUGAUGCCCUGCGGAUGGCUAUCUGAGGACAAGCCUUGCGGAUUUACAGGGACUCUUGAGGAGUUCAAGGUCCAUGGUAAAACGCGUCACUUUUCUGCGCCAGGGGAUGCCCAUAUUGAAUGUCUGUGGGAUGGUUGCACGUACCAUAAGCGUGGUGACCCUACAGUCCGUGCCAUGCGGCGUGACUGCAUCUGGCGUCAUACUUGUGAGGCCCAUUUGGGGUUGAAGAGGUUGAAGAAAAGGGGUACCUAGGUGUGCACGCCCCUGGGCUUUACAUAUUUAUCUCGGUCUUGCUCAUUGCACUUUGUCACCGCUAGCCAUGUAUUUUCUUGUGCCGUGUUGGAUUCUAAUAUCCGCACUUGCUCUUUGUCUCUCGUUUCAUAGCUUCUUUCCGAGAUCCUUUACGUUUUCUGGUCUACGUUAAAAUGAAGCGCAGUCGCCCGUUCAUGUGACUCUCGAUGGCUUCAAUAUUAUAUCUGCCGGUAUUAGAACAUGGGGGGCAUUUGGUGCCUGCUAGGUACUCGUGCGGUCUACAUUUAAUCUGCAGUUAAAAAUACAGCAAGAGAGGCCUGACAUAGAAAUCAUCCCACGUUGUAAGACUUAUGCAGUCUUCGCCUCACAAAGC
This is a messenger RNA of Suillus paluster, 1326 nucleotides long. RefSeq lists its product as uncharacterized. Bases 267 to 953 code for a protein of 228 amino acids. NCBI's taxonomy places the organism in Eukaryota, Fungi, Basidiomycota, Agaricomycetes, Boletales, Suillaceae. The record is from RefSeq and is a predicted model, not a curated record. The transcript is spliced from 3 exons.